Mustela lutreola (European mink) is the source of this 1872-nucleotide messenger RNA. RefSeq names its product C-type lectin domain family 3 member A (gene CLEC3A). NCBI's taxonomy places the organism in Eukaryota, Metazoa, Chordata, Mammalia, Carnivora, Mustelidae. The transcript has 3 exons. The record is from RefSeq and is a predicted model, not a curated record. Bases 77 to 667 code for a protein of 196 amino acids.
UGAGGCUGUGCAGCCUUCUUGCUCUCCGCUACUUCACUGGAGCUGGCAAAGUGGGCACCAGACCUGACCAAGAGCCAUGGCAAAGAAUGGACUUGUAAUUUACAUCCUGGUUAUCACCUUACUCCUGGACCAGACCACCAGCCACACGUCCAAAUUUAAAGCCAAGAAGCACAGUAAACGCCGAGUGAAAGAAAAGGAUGGAGACCUGAAGACUCAAGUUGAAAAGCUCUGGAGAGAAGUCAAUGCCCUGAAGGAAAUGCAAGCCCUACAGACAGUCUGUCUCCGAGGCACAAAAGUUCACAGGAAAUGCUACCUUGCUUCAGAAGGCUUGAAGCACUUCCAUGAAGCCAAUGAAGAUUGCAUCUCCAAGGGAGGAACCUUGGUUAUCCCCAGGAACUCCGACGAAAUCAAUGCCCUCCGAGACUAUGGUAAAAGAAGUCUGCCGGGUGUCAACGACUUUUGGUUAGGCAUCAAUGACAUGGUCACAGAGGGAAAGUUUGUUGAUGUCCAUGGAGUCACCAUCUCCUUCCUCAACUGGGACCAUGCACAGCCCAACGGUGGUAAGCGAGAAAACUGUGCCCUGUUCUCCCAGUCAGCUCAGGGCAAAUGGAGUGAUGAGGUCUGUCGUAGUAGCAAGAGGUACAUAUGUGAAUUUAUCAUCCCUUAAUAGGGCCUUCUCAAAAAUGUAAGAUCAGUCACGAUUUACAGGCUGAUGGUUUGCAAGAGUCAGUCAGAAUUGUCACAUCGGCAUCUGUGUCCAUGGGAAUACAGGAGUCAGCCAGUUUUGUUACCACAUUUCCUUGUGAUUUUGCCCUCCAUGGGGUUUACAAGAUCAGAAAAUAAUGAUCUAGGUAUGUGCACACUGUUAAUAUGGCUUCUGCAGAAUGGACUAUUAAACCCUUCCCACUUUCCCUUGUAUAGAAAGGAGGUCUAUGUUAAAAACACAACAGUUACCUGGAUGAUUUUCUCUUGAAAGUUUAGUAUAUAUUUGAUUGAUGAGAAUUCUCUCAAUCAGAGACUCUGGGUGUGAUAAAAUCCAGAAAUCUCUCAAUCUGAUGCCCCAUCUGUUCCAUCCCAGUCCCGGCACCUUGCUAGCCCAUAAACUUUUCUCAGUUGCUGCAUCCCCUGGUGGGAGCUGCAUCUUCUUGCCACAUCAGAACAUGGAUAUCUCAGAAGUGUUCUGAUUUCACUUUGUUUUCUUCAUGACCCUCUUCCUCCACCAUAUACUUGCUCUGAUUUUGAAAAUGCUUUGACAAGUUCUGAAAGGAAAUGAUAAAGAAGUAUAUUUGGUCAAUUUCUAGUCUCAGAAUUACAUCAUGAUUCCUGACUUGAACGGGUAACCUUAAGGCAACUGUAUAGCAAAAUAAAGUAGGGAAAACAUAGGUCUGCUUUUCCCUGGCUUUAGUAUCCUACUCCUCCUGGAUGAAACUGAGGGUUCAUAUUAUAUAUGUCAGUUUUCCUUUCUACAUUUAUGUACUUAUGUAUGUCUAAACAAGCAUAUAUUAAAGUGUAUUGGGGCAAUCUACCUUUAGAGAUUGAACAUUGGAUGUAAAUACUACUAUUUUGGAGUCAUACAUCUAUGUAACAUUUUACUCUGUCAAAUGCUAUUUCCAUUAAACAGUUUUAGAUCAUAUAAAAGAAUUUCAUUGCCUAAUAUGAAAUUAUAAAGCUUAGGCUUGGGGGAAAUGGGCUUUUUAUAAGCCAAGAAUUCUAAGUAUAUUUUGCUCUUCAAAUAAAUGUCAUUUUUUCCUUUAAAUAUUGAAUAUGUUUUAUGAACAAUAUCUUUCUCUGAAAACUUCAAUUACAUGUGUUUGGAAUUAAGUUUUAGUUUUUUUUUUCACUGCACAAUAAUAAAGCCUGAGUUCUGGUUGA